AUGUCGGCCGAACUCGGGGAGUCCCUGCCUCCGGGAGAUGCGCACGCUGUGAGCGUCUCAUUGCCCAGAUGGAGAGACACCGAGGGCUGGGCAAGCCGAGAUGAUGCGGUUCUCUCAAAGAUGAAAUCCGGAUAUCCUAGGUUUUACGUGCCGCAUAUUGUGAGGGAGCUUUCGAGCCAUUUAAUUCAACGGGCGGCCAGCAAUCUGACCGAUGUUGUGGGUGAAGACAGAGCGGCAGCCAUGCUGUUUCCGAGCGAGAGAAUGGCCAUCGCGUGCCAACGAUACCUGAGCAAGUGUGGCCAAGGUCCUGCCGAAGAAAGCAUCAAAGUCUUGCGCUUCUCGUUGAACGGCACUGUUUCACUCGUUCCCACCGCCCAGCCGUCGGACGAGAUGACAUGCGGGAACGCAGAUGUCUGGGCCGUGCUGCAUCCCGAGAUGCUUGCUUCCGAGGCAAAGGCCUUCUGGCAGCAUACCGGCUUUGGCAUUUCGAGUCGAUUUGCGCAGUUUUGGAUGGAGCAAGCAUCCUUCCUCCAGCAGCAGCAUCAACUUGCCACGGGUCGUGAGCGAAGCGACAAGGGAUGGUCGACGCUUGCGGACGAGGCAAGGACGGCGGCGUUGACGAUUCGGCAGCGCAUCGCAGGCCUGUGCUCGACUGCGCAGGACAAGGUCGAAACAGGCAACGUUUUCUUGUACCACUCGGGCAUGUCCGCCAUAGCGCACACGGCAUGGACGUUGAGGGCUCUUGUGAAGGCGGAAGAAGAGCGGUACCGAAUUGCCGUGUUUGGAUUCGUGUACGUGGACACGUUCAAGGUGCUCAGCAAAAUUCACGGAUUCGACUGCACUCUGUACGGGCACGGCUCCGGCGCCGACAUGGACCGGCUGGAGGAGGAUCUUCGAUCCGGUUUGAAGAUUCACAGCCUGUACACCGAGUUCCCUGGAAAUCCGCUCCUCAUCUCGCUGGACCUCGAUCGGGUGUACGAGCUGUCGAGGAGGUACGGCUUCUACGUCGUCGUCGACGACACCAUCGGGACGUCGGUCAACCUCGACCUCGUGCCUCUGUGCGACGUCCUCUGCACGAGCCUGACAAAGAUGUUCAGCGGCGGCUGCAACGUCAUGGGGGGCAGCGUCGUCGUCAGCCCCCGGUCGCGACACCACGGCGAGCUAAAGGAGGCGCUCGAGGCUCGGUACGAGGACACAUGCUUCCCUCUGGACACGGUUGUGCUGGAGAGAAACAGCGUCGACUUCGAGGCUCGCGUCGGCGUGGCCGGCCGAAACGCGGCGGCCAUGGCGGAGCAGCUGCGACGACACAGAUCGGUGGAGCGCGUGUACUACCCCAAGGGAAGCGAGUCGCAGCAGUUUUACGACCGUCGCCGGCGGGAGGGAGCAGGGUACGGGUAUCUGCUGUCGAUUCGAUUCGUCGCGCCCGCCGCCGCCGUGGCCUUUCACGACGCCCUCGACGUGGCCAAGGGGCCGAGCCUCGGGACCAACUUUACGCUCAUGUGCGCCUACACGCUCCUCGCGCACUACUCGGAGCUCGAAUGGGCGGCCCGGUACGGCGUCAUCGAGCAUCUCGUCCGCAUCAGCGUCGGCGUCGAGGACGAGGAGACGCUCCGGACGGCCGUCGGCAAGGCGCUGGCCGCGGCGGAUGAGCAUUGCUAG
Molecule: messenger RNA, 1659 nt
Organism: Drechmeria coniospora
Lineage: Eukaryota; Fungi; Ascomycota; Sordariomycetes; Hypocreales; Ophiocordycipitaceae
Exons: 3
Coding region: 1-1659 (552 amino acids)
Biological process (GO): transsulfuration
Molecular function (GO): cystathionine gamma-synthase activity; pyridoxal phosphate binding
Source: RefSeq, a predicted model, not a curated record